AUGGCAGCCAAGAUGUACACCGCCAUCCUGGAGCAGCGAAUCUCAGACUGGGCAGAGGCCAGCAACUUCAGAGCAGCUCUGUACACCAACGUCCCCAUGUCGGUGCGCACCUCAGCCGGGCUGUCGCCCUGCUUCCAGGCCGUGACAGGUCUGAGUCAGGGCUGCCCCCUCAGCCCCACCCUCUUUGGUCUCGAUAUCGACAACCUGGAGGAGGAGCUGAUGGCAAGGUAA
Molecule: messenger RNA, 231 nt
Organism: Chlorella variabilis
Lineage: Eukaryota; Viridiplantae; Chlorophyta; Trebouxiophyceae; Chlorellales; Chlorellaceae
Exons: 2
Coding region: 1-231 (76 amino acids)
Source: RefSeq, a predicted model, not a curated record